Molecule: messenger RNA, 1668 nt
Organism: Orbicella faveolata
Lineage: Eukaryota; Metazoa; Cnidaria; Anthozoa; Scleractinia; Merulinidae
Product: pre-mRNA-splicing factor SLU7-like
Biological process (GO): mRNA splicing, via spliceosome
Cellular component (GO): spliceosomal complex
Molecular function (GO): pre-mRNA 3'-splice site binding
Source: RefSeq, a predicted model, not a curated record
AUGACGGGUGACUUAAGAACUCUGCCUCAAGCUGUAAUAGAUAAAGCUAUGCAGUGGAAACCUAUCUUGAUCUUUUUUUUUUUGGUUCAUUCUUUCAGGGAUAUUAAUCCUCAUAUUCCACAGUAUAUCUCUCAAGCUCCUUGGUACUAUGGCACCUCAAGACCAACCUUGAAACAUCAACGACCUCAAGAAGAAAAACAGAAACAAUUUUCAUCUUUAAAUGAGUGGUAUAACAGAGGAACUCAAGCUGUUGCCCCUGCUGCUACUAAGUUCAGGAAAGGAGCUUGUGAAAACUGUGGAGCAAUGACUCACAAGAAGAAACACUGUCUUGAGAGACCUAGAAGAGUUGGUGCCAAGUUCACUGGUGAUGAUAUCAAACCUGAUGAACAACUACAGCCACAACUUUCAUUUGAUUAUGAUGGAAAAAGAGACAGGUGGAAUGGUUACAAUGUUGAAGACUACAAGAAAGUUGUGGAGGAAUAUACCAAGUUAGAAAUGGCCAAACAACACUUAAAAGCGGAAAGGUUGGAGGAGGAAUUAGCAGAAGGAAAAAAGCCUGAAGUCGUGGUAAGACACUUGUAUUGACUGGAAGAAGAAAUCAUAAAAUUCUGCUGUACAAAAGCCUUAAAACNAAUAAAUUGUCUUAUCACUCAGUAUUUGUAUAACCUGGACCCCAAUUCAGCGUACUACGAUCCAAAGACAAGGUCAAUGAGAGAGAACCCUUUCAAAGAAAGAGAUGGAAUUGCAAACAAUGUUACCUAUGAAGGAGAUAACUUUGUUCGUUUCUCUGGCGACACACAGAAGAUGGCUCAAACACAAAUGUUUGCAUGGGAGGCUUAUGAGAAAGGAGCUGAUGUCCAUCUUCAGGCAGAUCCCACCAAACUUGAACUUUUACACAAAGAAUACAGAGUGAAGAAAGGUGACUUUGAGCAAGACAAGAAACUCUCGAUUCUUGAUAAGUAUGGAGGUGAAGAACACUUGAAUGCUCCACCCAAAGACUUGUUGCUAGCCCAGACUGAACAUUAUGUUGAAUACUCAAGGACUGGAAAAGUUAUUAAAGGUCAAGACAAAGCUGUUGUAAAAUCCAAAUACGAGGAAGACGUGUACACAAACAAUCAUACGAGUGUGUGGGGAUCAUACUGGCAGGAAGGAAGCUGGGGUUAUGCCUGUUGCCAUUCCUUUGUGAGAAACUCAUACUGUACAGGAGAGGCUGGUAAAGCAACCCCUGCCUCAAGGGUAGGUUUGAAACUUUCAGCUCACAGUUUUGGUUGAUGGCCAAAUUAUCCCUCCUGUAGGAUGGACCUGAUAACAGAAUCCAAAUGAAACACCUGCCAGGGUGAAGGUCAAGUUAGGUGAUGCAAUUUGCAACUUGCAAUAUUGCAGCAAACAUAUGAUUGCAUGAAUUCCCAGUUUGAAGACGUUUUACAUGUAACACCCCAUCUUGCAACCUACAGAAUGUUAUGUUGCAAGUUGCAAGAAAAUUGCCACAGUGCAACACAUUCAUAGAAACUUACACUGUACAUGUAGCACCUUUAUGCAACUUGCAAUGUUUUUCAGUUGUCAUCAGUGUAUCCCAAGAAAUUGCUUCAUAUAACUUACAUAUGUAGGCUUUAGAAACUAUUAGUCAGCUCGCAAUAAUUAUUGAAGAGGGGCAGAGAUUAACAGUAC